Molecule: messenger RNA, 1542 nt
Organism: Elgaria multicarinata webbii
Lineage: Eukaryota; Metazoa; Chordata; Lepidosauria; Squamata; Anguidae
Gene: ABHD1
Product: abhydrolase domain containing 1
Exons: 9
Coding region: 45-1259 (404 amino acids)
Biological process (GO): medium-chain fatty acid catabolic process; medium-chain fatty acid biosynthetic process
Molecular function (GO): monoacylglycerol lipase activity; acetylesterase activity
Source: RefSeq, a predicted model, not a curated record
AGCGCCUGCCCGGCCGGAGCGCCCCACGGGCGACACAGGGCGAGAUGCUGGGGCUCUCGCUGCUGCUGGGCUUCAGCGCCGCUCUGCUGGCGUACUACUGGGCGCGCGUCCCCAAGCGCCCUCUGCUGGUGGCUUGUCAUCCAUUCCACGCCUUCCUGGAGAAGUAUUGCCCCAUUGUGAGCGAAACGUUCUACCCCACCCCCUGGUGCUUUGAAGGCCGGCUCCAGACCAUCAUCCGUGUAUUCGUCAAGUCCUGUCCGCGUGUCUCCUACCACUGUGAGGUACUGCGGACCACUGAUGGAGGACAGCUGUUGCUGGAUUGGGCCAGUGAUGAAGAAGGCAGGAGCGGUGCCCAUGCCGACCCAGAGAGUUGUCCCAUUGUCCUGUUCCUGCCAGGCCUGACGGGCAACAGCCAGGAUACCUACAUCCUGCACAUGGUGCGCAGCAUCCAGCAGCAGGGCUACAGGGCUGUUGUGUUCAAUAACCGAGGGUGCAAAGGAGAGGAACUGUUGAAUUACCGGGCUUUCUGUGCGGACAACACUGAAGACCUGGAGCUGGUGGUGAGCCACAUCAAGAGCCGGUUCCCCUGUGCACCACUGAUGGCUGUUGGCGUGUCUCUGGGCGGGAUCCUGGUGCUCAACUACCUGGGGCAGAAGGGCCCGCAGGCAGGGCUGGUGGCCGCCAUGACGUGCUCCGCCAGCUGGGACUCCAUUGAGACCACCCGCUCCCUCGAGAGACCCCUCAACCUGGUACUCUUCAACCAGCGCCUCACCGCCAACCUGUGCAAGCUUGUCAAACGGCACAGGAAGGUCAUUGCGGAGAGACUGGACGUGGAUCACGUGCUGAAGGCUCGCAGCAUCCGGGAGUUUGAUGAGCGCUACACCGCGGUGGCCUUCGGCUACAAGUCAUGCGAGGAGUAUUACCGUGCGUGCAGCCCCUGCCGGAAGGUGGGCCGCAUCCGCGUGCCCGUGCUGUGCCUCAACGCCUCCGACGACCCCUUCUCCCCUUCACACACGCUGCCCGUGGAGGAGGCACGGCGCGUGCCCACCCUGGCCCUGCUGGUGACAACGCGGGGCGGCCACAUCGGCUUCCUGGAGGGGCUCCUGCCGCGCCACGCCAGCUACAUGGACCGCCUCUGCGCCCAGUUCGUGGGCGCUGUCUUCGAGCACCAGGCCGACCUGGCAGACGCCAUGCGAGCCGAAGGGGACUGGCGGCCCGAGGAGGCAGAAGCACUGGAGACCCGGCCAGGAGGCCCCUGAGUGGAGGUGGUGGCGGUCUCUUCUCUCCAUCUCCGCCCAGGCCCUGUGAGGCCGGAGCAGGCCUACCCUUGCGGAGACCGGCGGGGGCCGAAGAGACCUCCACGAACGCGCCCAGGCAGAGGGCUCAGCCGAGCGCAAGCGACCGGGCUACGGCGAGGAGCCCAAUGCAGGACCUUCUCCCCCAUCUCUUGGCCUGCGGCUCUUCUGUCCUGUGUCCGACUCGCUUGCGCCACAGAGGGAGGCCUCCUCCUCCCCCUCUGGCCCGCUUUUAGGCAGUGGGGAC